AUGGCCACUGUUGCUGAGUCAACAUCAUCAGUUUCGGCCAAGUCAGCGGAUAAAACAUGGGCAAAGCCAUCCAAUUUGGAGAACGAGCCAAGGGCAUUCAAGGCUCCGUCGAAGUACAGAUCUUCACUGUUGAACGGUGUAUCCAAAGAAGGUCCCCCAAGUUUGAGCUCCAAGAAGUUCAAACUGAGAUAUAACUCGCCAUCUGGGCUACAAGAUGCGUUUGACGUUUCGUAUGCCUACCUGAGGGACAAGUCGCAGGAGUUGUAUAACAAGAUUGAAUCCUCCAAUGAGAACAAGACACAAUUGGAGAUUGAAGCCCAGAUUAACAACCCAGAAGUUAGAUUCAACUUUGCCUACAACGACAAGCUGGAGAACGACCCACAAUAUAUUGACUAUGAACAACCUGUGUAUCGUGAAUUGCUGAAACAAGACUGGGAAUCGAAGGAUCAGAUGUUGUUGAUGCAGAGAUUGGAACAACUCCACGCCAUACCGGACACUUUGCCAACUUUUGAGCCAAAGGUUCCUGUUUCUCUGAAAUUUUUGAACCAUACAACUGUCAAUCGUUGGAUUGAACCAGGUACCGUUCUGUCAUCGAAUGUGACUGCGUACCCACCUUCUAUAAAGAUUCAAGAGUUGGAACAAGUUGACACCAAGACCCAACUGUACACUGUGCUGAUUGUGAACCCUGACGUUGCUGAUAUCGCAAACAACACGUACAAGACACAAAUCUCAUGGGGGUUGUCAAACGUGAAGCUGGAAUAUAACGACAACUUCAUCACUCCGAGACGUUUGCUUGAAGAUGACGGUUCCAUUAACGAACUCAUUGACUACUUACCACCUGUUCCUGAGAAGAACCUGCCAACACAGAGAUUCGUUGUGUGGGUCUUUAGACAACCUGCACCAAUCAACGUCAAAUUGACUGAACGUGACUUCAACAUUAGGGAAUUCGUCAAGGUGAACUCGUUGAAUGCUGUUGGUGCGCACAUGUGGAGAUCAACAUGGGAUCUGAAUGUUUCGAAAGUACGUGAGCUAUACGGGCUACCAAAGGGUACCGUCUUCCACAAAGUGAGAGGUGAGAAAAGAAUGAAGUAA
Molecule: messenger RNA, 1092 nt
Organism: Williopsis jadinii
Lineage: Eukaryota; Fungi; Ascomycota; Saccharomycetes; Phaffomycetales; Wickerhamomycetaceae
Gene: MRPL35
Product: mitochondrial 54S ribosomal protein mL38
Exons: 1
Coding region: 1-1092 (363 amino acids)
Source: RefSeq, a predicted model, not a curated record